AUGCCGGAACUCUGUGGAGGCGUCAUAGUCGCAAGCCUCUCAUGGAGCCUCCCGAGACUGGGGGUCGCUAGAGGACUAUUUUAUCUAUACAGAAUGAUUUUUAAACGUGGAAAUAGACGAUUAUGGAACGGAUUGCUAUGUUAUAUAAUUCUGACCUUGCCGUUUGUGGUUAUAUUUUUGUCCAUGUACAAUUCGGAGACGGUGCACGAACAAACUAAAUUCUUACAGUCGAAUGCCUUUUUCAAGAACGGGCAGAAAAUGGUCGAGGCCCUGAUACAAAGGGAGGCUUUGUCCAAGGCACCAGUCUCUCAUGAAACCUGCAAUGAUUUGGAACUGAUAAAAAUACCAGACGCAACCGUCGAUUCCAUGAAUCGAACGUUAUUUUGUGACGACGUAGCCGAAGACAGCGACGUAGUUUGUCGGUUAUUCUUCAACAAAAUCGGACUGGAGGAGGGAAAAUCCUGUCUACGACCCAAAGACGGUUACUUGGUACCCAAAAUUGUCUAUUACGUCAUAUUUGGCCCGUACACUUUUCAGUUUUGGCACUACGUCAGUAUGAUGAGUGCUAAACGUAUAAUUAAGCCCUGGGGGUUGUAUGUAGUAGGGGAUGCCCAUCCCGUGGGGUACUGGUGGAAAAGGGCGAUGAAGGAUAUUCGAGGGUUGCGUUUCGUGUACAGAGAACUGCCUCCAACUAUUGCCAACAAGAAGGUGACCUGGAACCAUCAUCUGUCUGAUUUGGUGAGACUACAGAUGUUAAUGCUCAAUGGUGGAAUAUAUUUAGAUUUGGAUAUGAUAGUUAUAAACAGUUUGGACCCAAUCCGAAACCACGACAUUACAAUGGGAUUGAUAGAAAACGGCACGGGGAUGGGAAACGCCAUUAUUCUCGCCCAGAGACAUUCGCCGUUUGUGAAAGAGUGGUACGAUGCGUAUGCAAAAUACGACAACAAACAAUUUUAUAAAAAUUCCUUACAUGUCCCGAGAGAUAUGUGGCAUAAAAAUCCGAGCCGAAUUCAUAUGGAAUCGGACAAAUUCUAUCGUCCAAAUUGGUUCGAAGCGGAUCUACUUUUCAAGAAAAAUGACUACCCGUGGCAGAAUAAUUAUGCGGUACAUAUUUGGACGAAUGGAAAUCCAGUUCCGAAGGGUUUUGAAGAACUGAAAACGUUAAACACUACUAUAGGACAGAUAUUUAGAUAUGUUUUAUACGGAGAUCCUUCUUUGCCUGUUAAAUGAAGUUCUAGUGAUGUG
Messenger RNA from Lottia gigantea (owl limpet), 1245 nucleotides. RefSeq lists its product as hypothetical. The transcript has 3 exons. NCBI's taxonomy places the organism in Eukaryota, Metazoa, Mollusca, Gastropoda, Lottiidae. The record is from RefSeq and is a predicted model, not a curated record. Bases 1 to 1230 code for a protein of 409 amino acids.